AUGUUGAGUUUAGCACUUUUGGCUGCUUCGGCUUCGGCCCAGUCUUAUUAUAUCAACCAAUAUGGUCAGAGAGUUUACACUACAAAUGCACGAAGCUCAAGCUGGUGGGACAACACUUACUCAAGAAACGGCGAAAUCGUCAACCAGCCAGAGACUAUUGUUAACUACAUAGACAGAAUCAUCGAAGAGCCUGAGCCUAUCAUCCGAUACGUCGAUACUGUCAUCACUCCUGCUCCCACUCUUCCUCCUACUCCACCUCCUCCAUCCUGUCGCUGGCUCGACUGGGGUGCAUGGAAUGAAUGUACUUCCGUCUGCGGCAAAAACACUCAAUCCCGAAUCCGACGAUGUGAAGGUGGCCAGCCCGGUGUCAACGGCUGCUGCUCAGGCGAUCACGAUUCCUACAAAUCCUGCUCCAACCCCAUCCGAGAAGAACCCUGUGCUUACUGGUCCGGCUGGUCCGAGUGGGGUGCCUGCUCUACUUCUUGCGGCGAAGGAUUCCGACGAAAACAGAGAACUUGCCUCGGCGCGGAUAUUUUGAAAGACGAUGCUGACUGCCCCGGCCUUCCCUACAAAGAAGAAUCGUGCACAAUUGGAACCGGUUUGGGCGGAUAUCGAAACUGGGGCGCCUGGUCUGCCUGCUCAGCCACCUGUGGCGAUGCAAUUCGAACUCGCGAGCGGGGCCAUACUUGCAACGCUGGAAUUGAAGCCGACUCCGAAUCAUGCAAUUUGCUCGCUUGCUGCGAUCCAUUGCCCUGGGCUGAAUGGUCCGUUUGCUCCACUUCCUGUUUCAUGGGCACUCGAACCCGAAAACACUCCUGGACAUGCGACUACAAAGCCGAUGUUGUCCAGACUGAGGCUUGCAAUGCUGGCGAUGGUGUUUACUCAAUGUGGUCCGAAUGGAACGUUUGCUCUCAAACCUGCCUCGGCGGCGUUCAGAACCGAUUCCGAGAACACACUUGCGGUCUCCGAGAUGCCCGAGGAAUGGCCUACGAACUUUCUCAAACCCAAUCUUGCGGAUCUGAAGGAUUCUGGUCCGAGUGGUCUCAAUACUCGACUUGUUCCCAGACUUGCGAAGGUGGAUUCAUGAGCCGAACUCGACAACACACUUGCUCUCGAAAACUCGAACGCGAUACUGCUUCCUGUGGCAAUCCCGGCGGAUGGCGAGAGUGGUCUGAAUGGUCUGGAUGCUCGAGCUCUUGCUUCGGCGGCCAGAAAUCGAGAAGACGAACUCACGAAUGCACCAGCGAAAUCGAUGUUGAACAGGCUCCUUGCGGCGAAGUCGGCGACUGGAUGGCCUGGUCUGCCUGGUCUGGCUGCUCCAAGACUUGCCUCGGUGGCGAACGAUCUCGAUCACGAUUCCACGCAUGCGGUGCUCAAGCUGUCCUUGCUGAUCCAUCCAUCACUUCCGCCCGAGAAGUUCAAACUGAAGCUUGCGGCUCUGUUGGCACUUACGGUCUCUGGUCUCGAUGGUCCGGAUGCUCUGUCACUUGCGGUGGGGGAGUCACUACUCGCAACCGAUACCAUCAGUGCGACGGUACUACUGACACUGAAAACGCUGUCUGCAACGAUGUCUGCUGCCCAGCCUGGAACGAAUGGUCUCAAUGGACUCCUUGCUCUGUCUCUUGCGGUCGAGGCGUUCAGAACCGAGGACGAAACAACGUUUGCACUUCCAUCGCCGAUCAAGCCCAAACUAGAACUUGCUACGCUGAACUUCCUGACUAUCCUUACGGCGCAUGGGCUGAAUGGUCUGUUUGCUCGAAAUCCUGCCGAGGCGGUUCUCGAUCUCGAUCUGCUGAGCACAUUUGCAACGCUGCUGGUAUUGUGGAUACUGAAGCUUGUGGCAAUCCCGGCUUCUGGAUGGAAUGGUCUGCUUGGUCCGGUUGCUCAGUGACCUGCGGAGUCGGCAUCAAAACUCGAUCUCGACGAGAUUCUUGCGGCGACAACUACCCCGAAACUGAAACUGCUUCUUGCGAUGCUGGACCCGGCCAAUACUCCAACUGGGGAAUCUGGGGCGCUUGUAACCAAACUUGUCCCGGCGGUGUCUCCCGACGAUUCCAGCAACACAACUGCGGAGCUGAGCCACUCGUUGAUGUCCGAACUUGCGGUGAAGAGCGAUGGGGCGCUUGGACUAUGUGGUCUGCUUGCUCUCAAUCUUGCGCUGGCGGAAUCUCCACUCGAACCAAGACUGAAUUCUGCUCCAAUGAGGUUGUCCAAGAAACUCGAGAAUGCGGUACUCCCGGUGCUUUCCUCAACUGGUCUCCAUGGACUGUCUGCUCUCAAGAAUGCCAAGGCGGUAUUUCCACUCGACAACGGGCUCACACUUGCGAUGCUGGAAUUGAACAAGAAACUCGCACUUGCGGUCGACCUGGCUACUACUCUCAGUGGUCUUUCUGGACUGAUUGUCUCCGCGGCGGUGUCAAGGUCACUUGCGACGGUGGUAAACGAUCUCGAACUCGAAACGGCUACUGUGGAUUUGACGAUGAAAUCCAGGAACAAGACUGCAACAUGGCUGAGUGCUGCGAUUUGACACCAUGGACUGCCUGGGGAACUUGCUCUGUCUCUUGCGGAACUGGCUACGAAGCUCGCCAUAUUCAAGAUUGCAAGGGCCGAAAUGUCCAGACCGAGCGACGAACCUGCAACAUCCCAAUUGUCUUCUACGAAUGGACCGAAUGGACUGGCUGUUCUCGAGAAUGCGGCCCAGGUAUCAAGCGACGAACUCGAUCCGGCCCAUGCACUGGCGUUGAAGAAGAAACCGCUCGAUGUGACAACGGACCUUGCCCAUUCUACGAACUCUGGUCAGCCUGGUCUCCUUGCGAUGCUACUUGCGGCGAAGGUGUUCGAACUCGCCAACGAGCCUGCCGACACGGUGUUGCUGGAAUUGACUGCGUCGGUGAAGCAUUCGAAUCUACUGUCUGCCUUGCUGUCGAUCCUGGCUUCACUCAAUGGUCUGCUUGGACUGCCUGCUCUGCUUCCUGCGACUACGGCUUCAAAUCCCGCGACCGAACUCGAAUCUGCACUGGCGAAGUCGACAGCGAAACCGUCCGAUGCCUCGUCGAUCCUGGCAACUGGUCUCCCUGGUCCGCCUGGGCUGGCUGCUCUGUCUCCUGCGGUGGUGGUGAAACUACCCGACAACGAGUUCACUCCUGCUCUGGCGAAGCUCAAUUCCAGGAAAUCAGCUGCAACACUUCUCCAGGUGUCUAUCUCCAGUGGGGCGAAUGGUCUGCUUGUUCUCGAUCUUGCGCUGGCGGUAACAAGUUCCGAACUCGACAACACACUUGCGGCGGCGAAGAUCAAGUUCAAACUGUCACUUGCGGCUCUCUCGGCGUUUACACCAACUGGUCCGAGUGGUCAUCUUGCCCACGAUGCUACGACUUCGGAGAGGAACCCGUUCUUGCUUUCCGACAACGAGGACAUUCCUGCUCCGACAUGGCUGAACAACAGGAAAAGACUUGCCUUGCACCUCGAUGUGCUUACUGGGCUCAGUGGGGCGACUGGGGCGUUUGCUCGACCAGCUGCGGCUUGGGCUUCCGAGAACGAGUUCGAAGAUGCAUGGGCGAUGAUGCUGACUGCUUGAACCUCUUCGGCGACAAACGAGAAACUCAAUCUUGCGAUGGCGGAAGCGGCCGAGACUUCGCCGGACAAUGGUCUCCUUGCUCCACUUCCUGCGGCACCGGUGUUCAAACUCGCUCUGUGCAGAACACUUGCACUGAUAUUGUCAACCAGGAACAACGCGCCUGCUCCAACAACCAGGGAUUCUACUCUGAAUGGUCAAUGUGGUCUAGCUGCUCGGCUUCAUGCGGCGGUGGCAUGCAAACUCGACGAAAGACUCAUAGCUGUGGCGAAGACGAUUAUGUUCAGGAGCGAUCUUGCAACGUUGCUACUGGCAGUUACGGUCAAUGGUCUGCCUGGUCUGCUUGCCCAGUCAGCUGCGGCGGUGGCACUAUCUCUCGAACUCGAUACCACUCUUGCACUGGUGAGGCUGAGGUUCAGUCUACCACUUGCAACCAGCAACCAUGCUCUUACUACGGCGUCUGGUCCAACUGGGGCGCUUGCUCUGUCUCUUGCGGCCUCGGAACUAAAUCCCGAACUCGAUACUGUAUUGGUGGAUCUGUCGGUUCCGGUCUCUGCAGCGACGAUGAUGUCACCACCGUCGACACCAUCGCUUGCGACAACGGCGAUUGCUGCAACUACCUCUGGUCUGACUGGACUGGCUGCUGCAACCACAACAACCGAAACGUCCGACUUCGAUUCCGAGGCGGUUGCACCGGCGCUGAUCACCAGCAGGAAGAGAAGCCUUGCGGCACUGUUGGAGUCUCUGUUGAGGAGUGCUACUUGAUGAUCCAGACUUAUCACCAAACCGGCUACUUGGCUUAUUCUUACAACACCACCGGCUACACUACCUACCAGCAGGGCACCGACUACAUCACCACUUCCGCUAGCUACCGAACCUUCUACACCAACACCGGCGCCAGUGUCAACGUUGCCGGCUCUUACCAAACCAUCAACGGUGUCAGCUACUUCGUCACAUCGAACACUGCCUACUACGGAAGCCAGUUCAUGAGCGGAUACUUCGACAACACUGGUCGAUUCAUCGAGAACAACAACAACAACACUUACUACGUCGGUGGCGGCACUUACGAUCCCAACCUCGUCUACAACACUGGAUCUAGCUCCAACACCUACAACACCGAACUCAAGUUGGUCUACUCCAACGGCUCUCCAGUUACUGUAACUGGUUACAAUAACAACGGCGUCUUCUACACCCUGAGCUCCGAGCACUUCGGCACCAUGUACGACAACGGCGCCUUCGACAUGUCCGGCCGCUGGAAUCCUUACAUGCCCUAG
Molecule: messenger RNA, 4845 nt
Organism: Oikopleura dioica
Lineage: Eukaryota; Metazoa; Chordata; Appendicularia; Copelata; Oikopleuridae
Source: the annotation of a GenBank genome assembly